Molecule: messenger RNA, 597 nt
Organism: Pocillopora meandrina
Lineage: Eukaryota; Metazoa; Cnidaria; Anthozoa; Scleractinia; Pocilloporidae
Source: the annotation of a GenBank genome assembly
AUGAGGUUUCGCUUCUGCGGAGAUUUGGAUUGUCCAGAUUGGGUACUUGCAGAGAUAAGUACUCUUUCAAAAAUAACGUCUGUAAAGAUGAGGCUUGUUUGUGCUCAGAUGAUCAAAGAUUUGUUGGGAGAAGAGAUCGACUACGCCAAAGUUGAGAAGUUGACAUCGGAUGCAAAGUAUGAAUUGUCAGAUGUGAAAGCUUCAAUUGCAGCUCUUUCGUUUAUACUCUCAAGUGCUGCAAAGUACAGCGUGGAUAGCGAUUCAUUAUCUAACGAACUUCAACAGCUUGGCUUGCCUAAGGAACUCUCUACUGCACUCUGUAAAACUUAUGGAGAAAAUUUAACCAACUUGCAAAGUUCUUUCCUGCGAAGUAGUAUAAAGCUGAACCAACUAACUGGGUUGGAGUGGAGAGUGGACUUCGUCUUAGGCUGCAGUGAAUUAAAUGAGAUGGUGGAGCCAGAGGUCCAGCUCAGGUUUAAUGAAGUAGAUAACAACAGCCACAGUUUACGACCUGUAUCAUUCUCCAUGACGUCACAGAAAUUUAGUGUAUUACUUGGUGAACUGAAGCAAGCGCAGCGAAUAAUGGCAGGACUAUGA